Messenger RNA from Eutrema salsugineum, 805 nucleotides. RefSeq lists its product as uncharacterized. The transcript has a single exon. Lineage: Eukaryota; Viridiplantae; Streptophyta; Magnoliopsida; Brassicales; Brassicaceae. Gene Ontology annotation, molecular function: proton-transporting ATP synthase activity, rotational mechanism. The record is from RefSeq and is a predicted model, not a curated record. The coding region runs from base 78 to 650 and encodes 190 amino acids. Gene Ontology annotation, cellular component: chloroplast thylakoid membrane. Gene Ontology annotation, biological process: photosynthetic electron transport in photosystem I; photosynthetic electron transport in photosystem II; proton motive force-driven ATP synthesis.
UUAAACUUUAAAAUCAUUCUCUCCACUCUGGUGGAUAAUAUGUAAAAGGUCUGAAAAUUCUCAUUUCAUCGUCUUCCAUGGAUACUCUCUCAGCAUCCGUUUCAUCUUUCAACCUCCCUUCUCUCCCUCCACAACCGCUUAGAUCCACCUCUCGCCGCUUUAAAGCCACCGUUAACGCAACCGCUUCUGCUGCGUCAUCUACUACCAGUAAUCUUUCAAGACCUACACCAUCUUCAUACUCCCACAACAAAAGCCCUAAUUUCUCCAGUGGAAUCUCGUUAUCGCUUCCGCACGCUAAACCCUCGAGAGCUCCACCGCGUGCGUCUCCUUCGGUGCACGAGAAAGCGGCGUCGGGAUUUGCGGCGGCGCUCGUUAGCGUUUGUCAAUCGAAGAAUUGUCUUGGUCGGACUCAAGAAGAUGUCAGAAGAUUGAUGGAGUUUCUUGUGGGAGAAGAGAAGAAGAGGAAGGACAAGGUCUUAGUCAAUGACUUUGUUGAGAGAGGUAAAUUUGGUAAACACUUGAAGGGCUUGGUCAAGAUGUUGAUUUCAAGAGGUAAAACAGGGAUUUUGUUUGAUGUUUUAAUGGAAUUUGAGAGUAUCUGUAAUGAAUUGGUUGUUGUUGGUCCAACACAACUUGUCUGGGUUACUUGAAGAAACAACUAAAAGAUUGUAAAGAGAUUAUUACAUCAAAUCCAGAGUGUGCUUUAAAUGGAAUUUGAGAGAAUCUGUAAUGAAUUGUUUGUCAUGGUUUCUUGAUGAAACAAAAGAUUGUAAAGAGAUUAUAAUCAAAUCCAAAGUUUGCUCUC